Apis cerana (Asiatic honeybee) is the source of this 3071-nucleotide messenger RNA. RefSeq names its product glutathione hydrolase 1 proenzyme. Lineage: Eukaryota; Metazoa; Arthropoda; Insecta; Hymenoptera; Apidae. Gene Ontology annotation, cellular component: plasma membrane. Gene Ontology annotation, biological process: glutathione catabolic process. The record is from RefSeq and is a predicted model, not a curated record. Gene Ontology annotation, molecular function: glutathione gamma-glutamate hydrolase.
AGCUCUCUGUUCCCAUUUGUUCAAGCAACAUGAUCGGGUUCGUAAAGAUACUUUCACUUUUCAUAUUUUCUACGACAAUAAAAACAAUAAUACUUUUUUCAUUUAUAUUUUUCAACAACUCGAUUGUUGUGAAAACGAUAUACAACUUUUCGAUGAAAGUUAUUCGCAUAAUCUUUGGAUCGUUUUUAACGAAAAAAAUGUUAUUUUUCUUAAACGGAUAAUUGUGUAAUAAUAUUUAUAAAAAAAAAAUAUACAAACAUUUAUGUAGCAUAAAAUCAUUAUAUAAUAAAGUUUAUCAUAUAUUUUAUAUAACUAAAUUAAACAAUUUGAAACAAAUCUCAAUUACAAAGAUUUCUUCGAAAGAAAAAAGGAAGAAAAAAAAUCGAGCAGAAUAUUUUCAUUUUGAAAAUUUCGAAGCUUUAUGGAAUUUACCGAUUGACGUUAAUAUUUAAUAAUAAUACUCUUCGAUUUCAUCAUAUCCUUAAAUUAAACUCAUCGAGGAAGUUAUCGUAAUAUAUACGUCUUAUAUUUUACAAUUAAUUGCUAUAUCAUAUAUCUAUGAUAAAUAUCAAUCAUUGCUUCAAGAUAGAAAAAAAAAUAUUUUUUUUACUUACAUAAUUUUUUAAAAUAGAAAACGUCACGGUCAUUUUCAUUAUUUCAAAUAAUUGAUUUUCUUUAUCGAAUAUUUUUUAAUUACUUAAAUAGGCAAUAUAUAUAUAUAUAUAUAUAUACAAUAUAUAUAUAUAUAUUCUAUUAUAUUCUAUUAUAAUAUAUAUUGUAUUAAUUUCACGUUACAAUCGAAGCGAUCGACAUGGAAUACGACAUAGAUACAAGUAAAUAUAGUAAAUACGAAGUAAAUACGAUCAGAGCAAUUGUUCGUUUCGUUCAUUUAAAUUAAAGAAAAGAAAAAAAAAAAGAAAAAAGAAAAAAAAAACAAAGGCGAUCAGUUUUUAUCGAGGUUCAGAGGUAAACGUAAACUGUACAAAUAUAAUCACAAUAAAAAAAGAUGUUAUCAACAAAAUAUUUUCCUUACAAAUUGUUUUGGAACCGGACAGUUUCUAACGCAAUUUUUUUCCAUGAAGAUUAAAGAAAAAGAAGCUUCUAAUAUUUGGGAAACGAUCUCUAAUGGAAACUCGUACUUUGGAAGAUACAAAAAGGCUGCAGUGUCCACACACGGUCAAGAAUGCGCCGAGAUAGGUGUCGGCAUGUUAAAUAAAGGUGGAUCGGCAGUCGAUGCGGCUAUUGCCGCGCUCUUAUGCGAGGGUGUUGCAUCUCUACAUAGUAUGGGAUUGGGCGGUGGAUUUUUAAUGACCAUUUGGGAUGCAUCUACGAAAACUGCCGAUUACUUGGAUGCAAGGGAGGUCGCUCCAUCCGAGGCAAACGAGAACAUGUUUCACGGAGAUCCUCAAUUAGCCAUGUUUGGCGGCUUGGCCGUUGCAGUACCGGGCGAACUUCUCGGGUAUUGGGAGGCCCAUAAGAAAUAUGGGAAAUUGAAAUGGUUCGACCUAUUCCAGCCAAUUAUUUCUCUAUGCGGCACUGGAUCUAUCGUGACUAAAUAUUUGGAGUCAUAUUUGAGCAGUAAAGAAUCUUCAAUAAGGGCGGAAAAAUCGUUGGCCGAAAUCCUUAUAAAUCCUACUACCAAUUCGUUGUGGAAGGUAGGCGAUAGAAUAAAAAGACCACGUUUGGCAGAAACGUUAAAAUUGAUCGCGAAUAAUGGGCCCGAUAUAUUUUACAAUGGUAAUAUGACUGAUAAUUUAGUCAAAGAGAUCAGUGCUUUCAAAGGUAUCAUAAAGAGGGAGGAUUUCGUAAAUUAUAAAGUGAAAUGGAAGAAACCGAUUAAAUCAACGAUCGGGAAUUUAACCAUCUAUACAGCACCGCCACCUGGUUCAGGAGCGCUGUUAACUUUUAUUAUGAAUGUUCUCAACGGUACAAUUCCAAAUAAGGACAACAGAAUUACAUGGCAGAAUAUUAUCGAGACAUUUAAAUGGGCUUAUGCUAAAAGAACGAAAUUAGCUGAUCCUGAUUUCACUAACAUUAGUGAGUCGGCAAUUUAUGUUAUCAUUGCAUACUCACUGUUACAUGUGAUAAGUAUACAUACAACCCAAGUAUUUAAUAACUUGACGUCUGUCGAUUAUGCAAAUAUGAUUCGAAAAAAAAUUAAAAUAAACGAGACAAGUAACGAUCCGACUUAUUAUGGUGCUAUUACUGUUCCACCAGACGAUUCAGGAACGUCUCACGUCUCCGUUUUGGCUCCCGAUGGAUCUGCUGUAUCUGUUACAUCAACGAUAAAUCAAGUUUUUGGGGCAAUGAUACGUUCAGAAUCGACUGGCAUAAUAUUUAACGAUGAAAUGGAUGAUUUUAGCUCCCCAAAUAUAACUAAUGCAUUCGGUGUACCACCUUCGCCAGCAAAUUUUAUUAAACCUGGAAAAAGACCUUUGAGUUCUAUGAGCCCGACAAUUGUUGUAGAUGAAGAUGAACAUGUCCGCUUAGUAAUUGGUGCUGCAGGUGGAACUAAAAUCACCACCUCAAUUGCAACAGCAAUGAUAUUAAAUCUUUGGUCAGGAUAUGAUAUAAAACAAGCUGUUGAUGUACCUAGAAUUCAUCAUCAACUAUUACCAAUGAUUGUUCAAUAUGAACAAGGAUUUUCUACAGAUAUAUUAAAUUAUUUAUCGAAUAUUGGACAUAAUAUUACAGCUUAUACGGGGAUUGGUAGUGCAAUUACGGCUAUAUCUAAACAAAAUGGACAAAUAUUUGCUAGUUCGGAUUUUCGAAGAGAAGGAAAAACUGCUGGUUUUUAAACAAUUAUUUAAGUUUUUUUUAUCCAUGAACAAAAUAGCAAAUAAAAUGACUCAGUGCAUAGAUAAGAAAUAAUGUUGCGAUAUAUGCAAGUGAUACGACAUUGUUGUGAUAAAAAAUUAAUUUACCUUUCUAAUAAUGCAAUGCAUAUAAUCGUACGAUCUCGCUAUGAAACUACUGUAACUGUCUCAAAUGAUCGUUGCGAGUCUUAUAAAUGCCGCAUCCUAGUGUAUAUCUAUAUUCUAUAAUAAAUAAUAAUUCUUUAAUCAAAGAAA